This is a messenger RNA of Cuscuta epithymum, 9454 nucleotides long. The record is from the annotation of a GenBank genome assembly. NCBI's taxonomy places the organism in Eukaryota, Viridiplantae, Streptophyta, Magnoliopsida, Solanales, Convolvulaceae.
GUGGAGGUCAGUUUUCAUCAUUAGGAAUGGGAAACGAUCAUUUCCACUGACCCAUUUCUCAUCCUCCUUCAUCUUCACCGACCCAUUUCUCAUACACUAUUUCCAACAUUUUACAUCCCUGUACCAAUUGUUAGUCCAGUGGCUUAUGUUUUUCUCGCUCAUGCACUUAUUUUGGAGUUGAUCAUAAAAACACCACCUUUCAUGCACUUGUUCUGUUUUCUUGUAACAGUUGAUCAACUUUGCAUUCUUUGCACGCACUGACUGCCAAUGUGAUUUUGGUAAGCAGAAAUGGGAGGGGCAUCUUCCUCUACCAAAAAUACAGAGUGGCGACCAAACAAUGACCUUGCUGAUACGGGAGAGGCUUCUUCCUCCACCGUGAAAAGGGAGUGGCAACAGAACAAUGACCUCACUGAUAUGGGAGGGGCUUCUUCCACAGUAAAUAUGGAGUGUUUACUAAACAAGGACCUCACUGGUAUUGGAGGGGCUUCUUCCUCCACCGUAAAGAGGGAGUGGAAACCGAACAAUGACCUCACUGAUAUGGGAGGGGCUUCUUCCUCUACAACAAAAAGGGAUUGGCAACCAAACCAUGGCCUCACUGAUAUGGGAGGGGCUUCUUCCACGGUAAAUAUGGAGUGUCAGCCAAAGAAUGACCUCACUGCUAUAGAACUACAUGAUAUAGUCCUCUCGUGGUCGAUUCAUGACAUUUUUAAUGACAAUCUCUACAAAGAUCAGGUUAUCAUCAUAUUUCUAAGUUAUCAUCUUUGGAUUUCUAUAUGUUCCUUCAUCUUCAUUUUUUUUCCUUUCACUCUUUCCUCCUGCCAGGUUCAGAAGAUUCCUGACGCAUUCCAUUCAAGGGACCAUUAUCUAUCCAGUUACGCAUUUCCUUUAUUGGAAGAAACCCGGGCAACUGUUGCUUCUUCCAUGGAAGCAAUAGACAAAGCGCCAUUUGCUGAAGUGGCCUCGUUUGAACUGGUUAAUGGACCUGGGAAGGUUAUUCAUUAUAAAGUCAAGGUUGACUUUUGGAAGACAAGAGUGAGUGAUGAAGGAGAGGAGUACAGAACAAUGCCCGGUGACUUGGUAAUAAUUUCAAAUACUAAACUUGAGUGGGUUUCGGAUUUGAACAGGGUCGGGUUGGAUUGGAUUCUAGCUUCAGUUGUUGAUGUCACAGAUGAUGAUGGAUAUUUAUCCACAAAUUUUAAAGUGAAAAUGGCCAAGGAUUUUGACACCAGAAUUGGACGCCAUACAGCAGUCCAUAUUGUUUUCUUGGUAAACUUCAAAUCAAAUAAAAUGAUUUGGAAUGCUUUCAGAAUGAACCUGACUUCUACAAAAUCCGAGUCAAUACAGCAGACCAAGAACAUCAACAUUCUUGAUGCCAUUUUGAACAAAAAAUAUGAGCAUCAACUGAGAAGAUAAAGGAUGGCUUCCUGUCCAGGCUGAAUGAGUCACAAGCUAAUGCAGUAGCUACUUGCCUGGAAAGGGUGAAUUGUGAUCAUAUGUCUCACGUUGGUCUUAUAUGGGGCCCUCCCGGAACUGGGAAGACAACUACUAUUAGUGUACUUUUGUUUUUGCUCUUGAAAAAAAGGUGCAGAACACUACUUUGUGCACCUACAAAUGUGGCUAUAACACAAGUUGCCUCCAGGGUUAUAAAGCUGAUAAAGAAGUCUUACAUAGAUGAAUCUUCAAAGCAGAACCUGUUUCCAUUGGGUGAUGUGCUGCUAUUUGGAGACAACCCUCGAAUGAAGGUGGGCGAAGACACUGAGGAGAUGUAUCUAAACAAUCGAAUCGACAGGCUUCUUGAGUGUUUCGAGCCUUUGACAGGUUGGAGACACUGCAUUGAAUCUGCAAUAUGUUUUCUUCAGGGCUCUCUUCCAGAGUAUGAAAGGAUGGACAGUGCAAAACCGGUAUCCUUUGCUGCUUUUAAAUCGCAGUUUGAGCAAGUUGUUUCACAUCUCAGAAGAUGCAUGUCAAUAAUGUGUACUCAUAUGCCAACACAAUUCAUACAAGAACACAAUUUCCAGAGUAUCACUUCUCUUAUGUGCCACCUGGAUGCUCUCGCAGAAACUUUAUUCGUGAAGAGUGUGAUGUCUGAAGAGCUGAAGGAGAUUUUUUAUGAACAAGAGAAUUCUGAAGUUUUAUCCGAGUCAUUUGUAGAUAGGUCUUCCUUGUUUUGCUUGAAAAACCAGUGCCUCUCCCUUCUGAAAACCCUUCUGCAUUCUCUAAGACAACUUCAUCUUCCCAGUUCAUUAAGUAGAACAGAAAUGGCCGAAUUCUGUUUAGAGCUACCAUCCUUAGUUUUCUGCACUUCAUCAAGCUCCUUCAAGAUGGACCGAGUCAAGAUGAGACCAUUCAACUUAUUGGUCAUUGAUGAAGCUUCUCAGUUGAGGGAAUGCGAAUCUAUUCUACUACUUCAACUCCCAGGGCUAAAGCAUGCAAUUCUCGUGGGUGAUGAAUGCCAAUUACCUGCUAUUGUUCAUAGCAAAGUGUCCGAUGAAGCUGGUUUUGGAAAAAGCUUAUUUGAAAGGCUAAGUUCCUUGGGUCAUUCAAAGCUCAUGCUUGAUGUUCAGUACAGAAUGCAUCCUGCAGUAAGCUGCUUCCCAAAUUUUAGCUUCUAUAAUAAGCAAAUCAAGGAUGCAUCUAAUGUGAGAAGCACAAGCUAUGAGAGACAAUAUCUUCAAGGAAGGAUGUUUGGUCCAUAUUCUUUUAUAAAUGUCCCCAGUGGAAAAGAAGAAUUGGAAGAUUUUGGGCAUAGCAGAAGGAAUAUGGUUGAGGUGGCAAUAGUAGUCAAGAUAGUGCAGAAAUUGUUCAAAUUUUGGCGUUCUUCUGGAAGGAAGAUCAGAAUCGGUGUAGUAUCUCAUUAUGCUGCUCAAGUCGCUGCGAUAAAAGAUUAUAUUGGCAGAAAGUAUGACAACCAUACCGGCUUUGCAAUUAAGGUGAGGACAGUCAACGGUUUCCAAGGAGGCCAAGAAGACAUAAUAAUAUUAUCAACUGUGAGAUCUAAUUGUGCUGGCACGAUCGGUUUUCUGUCGAAUGCGCACAUAACUAAUGUUGCUCUGACCAGAGCCCGGCACUCUUUAUGGAUUUUGGGAAAUGAAAGGACGCUUGUUCAUAGCAAUUCACUUUGGGAAGGAUUAGUGCUGGAUGCAAAAGAACGCCAGUGUUUCUUCUCUGCAGCCGAAGAUAGUGAUCUGUCAAAAACCAUUUUGGAUGUCAAGGCAGAACUGGAUCAACUUGAUGACUUGCUUAAUGCGGAUAGCAUCCUAUUCACAAAUCAAAGGUGGAAGGUUUUGUUGAGCGAGAAUUUCAAAAGAUCAUACAAAAAAUUGGUGUCAUCCUAUUUGAAGAAGGCUGUGCUAACGCUUUUACUUAAGCUUGCUGGGGGAUGGAGACCCAAGAGAAAAUGUGUGGACUUGGCAUGUGGCAACUCACCUAUGGUUGUGAAACGGUUCAAUGUUGAAGGACUAUUUAUACUCUGCACAGUUGACAUUCAGAAGGUGGUGAAAUACACCCAAGUUCUAAAGGCGUGGGAUUUGAUACCUAUUCAUGAGGUUGAAAAAAUAUCGAACCGCCUUGAUAGCAUAUUCUCUAUGUUUACCGUUGAAUUUAUCAAUUUGUGCAAGCAGAAAUGCCUAGACGGGGACUUGGAAGUUCCAAAAGUCUGGCCAGCUUCUCUUAUCCUGAAAAGGUUCAAGAAUCACAGCGAGAGACUCGAUAAUGAGUCAAAAUGCUGUGUUGUUGAAAAUUCAAGAGUGAGUGAAAGCUUACUCUUGAUGAAGUUUUACUCCUUAUCAUCUGGCAUUGUCAAUCAUUUGCUCUCUGGUAACCUUUGUGAAGAAAUUGAUAUCCCUUUUGAAGUUUCUGAUGAGGAAAGGGAAAUAAUCCAAUUUGGAAGGAGUAGUUUCAUACUAGGGCGAUCUGGCACAGGAAAAACUACUGUGCUGACCAUGAAAUUAUUUCAAAAGGAGCAAUGACAUCAUCUUGCCGUAGAGGGAGUUAUGAAAGAGGAGUCAAAUGAGAUCAAUGUGAUCAGCAAAUAUGGAGGAGAGAGUAGUUUUUCAAAGGCUGAGAUUACAGCAUUGAGUCAAACAAAUGACAAGGAGAAGAUGACUACUACCUUAAGGCAGCUGUUUGUGACAGUUAGUCCGAAGCUGUGCAAUGCAGUCAAACAACAAGUUUCUCAUCUGAAACGCUUUGCUCAAGGGGAGAAAUUCUCUGGUGACAACGGGUUAUUGGAUAUGAUGGACGAUUUGGAUGGAUUAUUUCAUUUAAAAGACAUUCCAAAUUCUUUUGUUGGCAUUCCAAAAACAAAAUAUCCACUGGUACUUACAUUUCGCAAGUUCUUGAUGAUGCUUGAUGGCACACUGGGGUCUUCAUACUUUGACCGCCUCCAAUGCAAACACUCAUUUUCUCAGGAUACUAUGUCAAGGUCAGUCACAAUAGAAGCUUUCAUCAGAACAAGAGAGGUAAACUUUGACCGCUUUCGUACCUUGUAUUGGCCUCAUUUCAACACCCAAUGGACGAAGAAUCUUGAUGCUGCAAAAGUGUACACUGAAAUCUUUUCACAUAUAAAAGGAGGAUUAAGAGUGGGUAAGGCCCAUGAUGCAAAACUCAGUCGUGACAAAUAUAUUUCAUUGUCUGACAGUAGGGUGUCAACUUUGGAUGAGAACAGAAGAGAGCAAAUUUAUGACAUCUUUCUUGAUUAUGAGAAAAUGAAGAGGAAGCGAGGUGAUUUUGACUUUGCUGAUUUAGUGAAUGAUCUUCAUUUUCGGUUGAAUGAAGAAAAAUGGGAAGGUGACAAAAUGGAUUUUGUGUAUAUUGAUGAAGUUCAAGACCUCACCAUGAGGCAAAUAUUACUAUUCAAGUAUGUGUGUGAAAAUGUUGAUGAGGGCUUUGUAUUUUCUGGUGAUACGGCCCAAACAAUUGCUAGGGGGAUUGAUUUUAGGUUUGAAGAUAUCCGAACUUUGUUCUAUGAGGAGUUUGUCAUGAAAAAGAAACUCGGUUCAGAUGCCAGAAGAAAAGAUAAAGGCCAUCUUGCCAAAGUGUUCUGUUUACUGCAUAAUUUUAGAACACAUGCUGGUGUUCUCAGGCUUGCCCAGAGUGUGGUUGAUAUUAUUUCUCACUAUUUCCCUCUAUCAAUUGAUACUUUGCCACCAGAGACUAGUCUUAUAGAUGGUGAGGCUCCUAUGUUACUUGGGCAUGGGAGCAAUGAAAAUGCUAUUGUAAGUAUCUUUGGUAAGAGUGGCAACAUUAGCAGGAAAAUGGUAGGCUUUGGUGCUGACCAAGUGAUAUUAGUACGUGAUGACUCUGCUAAAAAAGAAGUUUCAAAUCUCAUUGGAAAACAAGCGCUUAUUCUAACUAUUGUUGAAUGCAAAGGAUUAGAGUUCCAGGAUGUACUGCUUUAUGACUUCUUUGGUUCUUCACCACUUAGAAACCAGUGGAGAAUAGUUUACGAAUUUAUGAUUUCAAAACGACCAGAACUGGUUGAAACAAGACUUUUGAGCUUCCCUCGCUUUUCUGAAACAAAGCACACUAUUUUGUGCUCUGAAUUGAAGCAAUUAUAUGUGACUAUAACUCGGACACGCCAAAGAUUAUGGAUCUGCGAAAGCGUUGAGGAGUUUUCAAAACCAAUGUUUGACUAUUGGAUUACAAUGGGCCUUGUGGAAGCACGGGAUGUUGAUGAAUCCCUUGCACAAGCUAUGCGCAUGGCUAGCACUCCAGACCAGUGGAAAUCAAGGGGAUUAAAACUCCUUCGGGAGAAAAACUAUGAAAUGGCGAUUAUGUGUUUUCAAAGGGCAGGAGAAAGAGACCUUGAGAAGCAGGCUAAAGCUUCACGUCUAAGGGAAGCUGCUGAUCGCAAACGGGAUUCAAAUCCAACAGUGUCUUCUACCUAUUUGAGGGAGGCUGCUGAAAUAUUUGAGUCAAUUCGAAAUUUCAAGUCUGCAGGUCAAUGUUUUUUUGACUUAAAAGAGUAUGUGCUUGCAGGGAAUAAUUAUUUGAAGUGUGGAGAACAGAAAACAGCUGCGGAGCUUUUUACAUUGGCAGGAAAUUAUAAGGAUGCAGCAGACAUAUAUGCAAAGCAAAACUGUUUCACGAAUUGUCUAUCAGUUUGCAGGAAGGGACGUCUGUAUGACCAUGGAUUACAAUAUAUAGAACAAUGGGAAAAGCAUGCUUUCAAGUAUAAUGGUAUGGAUAUAACAUGGGAUGAAAUAGACAGAAUAGCACAGGAAUUUCUUGCUAUGUCUGCAUCUAGCUACUUGAAGUGUGAUGAUAAGAAAUCAAUGAUGAAGUUUGUUAGAGCUUUUAAGUCGAUGGAUGAUAAGCGUGAGUUCCUGAGGAGUAUACAGUGUCUAGAUGAGUUGUUACUGUUAGAAGAAGAAUCUGGACACUUUGCUGAAGCUGCAGAACUAGCGAAUCUGAGAGGAGAUGUCUUACUAGAAGCAGAACUUCUUGGCAAAGCUGGGAAUUUCAGCAAAGCAUCUUCACACAUCCUUUGGUAUGUGUUGGCAAACUCUUUGUGGGUUUGUGGAUGCGAGCCAUGGCCCCUGAAGUCCUUUACGUCUAAGAAGGAACUCUUGAAGAAGGCCAUUUCUCUUGCAAGGAACGAAUCUGAUCUUUUCUAUGAAUCUGUUUGCACUGAGGCAAAAGUGUUAGAGCACGAGCAAUGCAAAUUAUCAGAGUUGAGGUGUGCUUUAAGUGAUUCUCAGAAGUGCGCGAAUCUUCGAUGUGAAAUUUUAUGCCUCAGAAAGAUCAUUGAUGCUCACUGUGAAGUUAAAGCCUCAAAGUAUACAUGGGAAGAUGACUAUCCUGUUGACCUGAAGUUUACAGAUGAUACCAUGUUUGCUAACCAACUCUCCAUCGGAUCCCUCUGUCAUUUCUGGAAUCUAUGGAAGAAAAAUGUAUUAAAGGUUCUUGAGUCUCUUAACUGUCUUGAGGUGACUCAAGAUUUUGGUAAAUAUAAAGGUUUUGGAGAGUUCUGCUUGAACUACUUUGGUGUGAGGCGACGGUUCACUGAUAUGAAAGCCAGCAGUCUCCAGUUGUUAAAACCAGAUGCUGAAUGGGUCAUAAAAAGGUUUUAUCAGAAUUACUUGAGGCAGAGCAAAAACUUGGUCUCAAUAGAUGAACAGCAUUUCAUAACUGCUGCACGGAAUUAUUGGCAAAAUGAAAUGAUAUAUGUAGGCGUUAAGGUUCUGGAGAUUUUUGAAUCACUGUAUAUCUUUUCCGUGGAGUCGUCGUCUGAUUUUAGUCAAAGCAUGUGCCUCAUAAGUAUAUAUCAGAUCUCAAAGUUUCUUCUUGAGUCAAAGGAGUUGAACUGCAAGAAUUAUGAGAGGAAACUACAAAAGUUCUUCCAGCUCUCAAUGAAGUACUUUGAAAAGGUGUUUCCUAUUCAUUUUCAGAAAUCUAUGGACAAACACAUGAUUUCUCUAAGGGGGACAGAUGUUUCCCGAUGCUUACUCGAAGAUUUUAUUAGACAUGACCUUAUAAGUAGAAAAGGUGAGGAUACUACACUUGGGCAAAUCGGGCGGAUGAUGAUGAUAUGGUUUGGGUCUGCCAAACCUGCAGAUGAACUGUUGAAUAAAAUUUUGUAUAGAAUCAGGAAGGAUUCAGCAUGGAGAACUUUCAUUGAGAUUUUAAUGCAGAGUGACGAGGUUCCCUUAAAUGGGUCAGUGUCAGUCGAUUCUUUAGAGACUUUACCUGUUGGUCAGAUUGAAGAAGAAUUCAAGUUGGUAUACGGGUUUUUUGAAGCAUUGAGAGAAACAUAUGGAGCAGAUUGGCAGAAUAUGUUUGACUACAUUUCGCCUCACUGUUUCUUGUAUCUUGUAGAGCAUCUUUUAUUCCUGGUAUUUAGCUCUAGCAGUGGCUUCUUCUACGCCACAAAAUCCUCUUUUCUGGAGUGCUUGAUGUUUCAGAAACCAGGUGCACGUGUGAUUCCCAGCUUCCUAACUCAAUUAUCACGCAGUGAAAUAUAUAUGUUUUACGAGUUCAUCCUCACCAUUGUGGAAGAACUCCUCUUCAAGAGGCCUGAGACAAUAAGGUGGAUUGAGAAAUAUAAAAUUAAAUCCAUCAAUGACUAUCAUAAGUUACUGGUUUUGAGAUUGGUAGUCAUUCUCUGCUCACUUUGUAUGAACUCUACUACUGAGGAAUCUUUGUAUGUUCUUGAUUGUGUACUCAAUACACAUGACAUUUCAUCUGAGCUGCCAAGAGAAUUCUCUCAAGUUUUCAGGCAAACUUGUUCUAACAGAGACAAAGUCACUGAAGCUCUCCUGACUAUAGGGAAUCCAGCAAUUCUUGUGUUCCUGGACGAAACUAGUCCAAAAAUUAUGUGUCCUCUGGAUGUUAUUCCCAUACGAUUGGGUGCGGGUUCUAGUAGGGAGAGCAUCGCGAAAAUGUUGUUGCAAAGUAACAAUGUUGCUUCUACCAGGCAAGAAGAUGAAGUCAUAAAGGAGAACACAUGUUCAUUGACUCCCCUGAUGGGUAGUGCAGUAGACAAUGGAAUGAAGAGUUCUGUGAUGGAAUCUUCAUCAGUCAACAAAAAGUCCAUGCUCAAGGGUGAAGAUAGCUGCUCGUUGCGAAUGAAAUGGCGCGUUUUGGAAGAAUUGUCUGCAUCCCUAAAACUACAGGAGGAUUUAGAUGAGUGUAUAAAGUUCACAGCUGCAGUGGCUAAUUAUGUGUCGGGAAAGGAAGGUGCUCCAUCUGGGGAAGGUGAAAAUAUUUGUGAGGAAGUGGAAACCAUGCUUCAAGAACUUAAAGAAUUGUCUGAUAAGUUGGAUAUGAGUAACAUGGAAGAUGAGGAAAGGCACGAAAGCAUUGUGGAACUGCAGAAGAGGUUGCUGAGUAGGAGGCCUAGAGUGGAAGGAUUGUUUAGCAGAAUCAUUGUGAGGAAUGACAGUGGGGCUAUUAUUUUUGUGGAUUCACAAGGCCAUAUACCUGCAAACCACAAGUCAACUGAAAUUGAAGAAGGUGAGAAGAACAAUUGGGGUAAUAACAUGAGUACGACUGAGGCGUCUGAGAGCAGGAUGAUUAAUCAGUGUAAGGAGAAGCCGCAGCAGCAAAGGAAGACGAAGAACAAAUCCAAGAGGGGGAAAGGAAAACGAGGCCGCGGAAAAUAGACGUUCUAAGAGUGUAAACAAAAAAUUCUAUCCUGUGUAUACAUAAAUUCCUAUUUUGGAUCUCUGCGUGGGUUCCAUUACUUCCAUACCGGCAUUUCUGCAAAGCUUCAGAUAAAUACACCGACCCUAUCAAUUAGAGUAUUAGCAUGUCUGCUUAUUGCAAUUGAGGAAGGCAAAACACCAAGAGCAAAAUCACGCAUCUCAAACCCUCUUCCUAUCCUUCCUGCCCAGGAUUCAUUGAAGAGUGAACUAUCAAAAACGAUUGAACAAUAGUUUAGAUGGGGGUUAAGAAUUAUAAAGACAUAACUACGGAUUAAAUAUGUCCACGAGACCACGAUCCUUCAAAAAAU